CAUCUGUUGCCGUUUGAGUUGAAGAAGUAGAAAAGAGUUCUGAGUUGAGAUGUAAAUGGAUAUCUGUUGCGCACUGAGAUGAGAGUACAGACUCUGUCCUGAGAGGACCACAAUGCUGGAUUUCUGACGUGGACGAUGAAUUCCAAUCGUAUAAGUUGUUGUGUGCUAUUAAACAGUCAUAAGAUUAAGAACUCAAAUUACCUUGUUUGUCUCAUUCUAACGAUUAUUAUUGAUGAUUUUUACCUCAUUGUCCUCUACCUCUUUGUCCACCAAUCAAACUACAAUCAAUCCACCAACCAAACUGCAGGAAUUUUCUACUUGUGAAAACCUCUUAACUUCGUUCUCUCGAUUUUCUUCCACCUUGCACCCACAUAAAACUUUGCGAAUUCAUAGAAAUUCUUUCUACAAUUCAUCUUUGUUGAGUUUGUCCAGUGUGAGAUUCUAUCUCGUCAUAGCCAUCUGCUCCUGCUAGGUUCAUCUUCUACAUCCAGUUAGUACGUACACGUAAGCCAAGAAACCUAGUUUAUCCUCUGACAUCGUCUUGUCUAUCUCCUCGUUACAAAUAAACAAAGUAACAAGAAAGACCUCCAUCUACAGGUUUAUCUUCUUGUAGUUAGUACGUAGUACAAACGGACGAGAAACCCAAGAUGUUGGCAAAAGUGAUGCACGUGAGCCAUAUCCUUAUGGCAACAACUGCUAUUGCUGGAGGCCGAACGCGGGAGAUGACAGUCACUGCGGAUGGCGACGUUACAGAACUAGUUGAUGAAGUUUCUGCUGGUGGCGAGCGUGGUGAACAAGUUCUUGUACCUGGAGGUCAAGACAUUCUCAACUUCGAGCAAGAAGAGCAACAUUUCCAAGCACAACUGGCCUCUUCCAAGUCCAAGAGCAAUGGUUCCUAUCAACGAGAAGUUGGACAUCAGGCUGGUGGAGUUGCGCAUCAAGCUGGUACCAAGGAGAACUCCAAGAACAUUCCAGUGGGAUCUUUCAUCCAAAAGGGAUCGACUCAGAGGCCUACUGUGCGAGGAACUGUUGAGGCAUGGGAGGUCGAUGCUAGUGGGGCCGUUGCGCCUGAGGGGGAUCUCAGCCUCAGGUAUGGACUCUAAAGUGGCGGCGAGAACAAGAAGAUCAAAGCCUAAGCCUUCGGAAUAAAAAGGGAACGAAAAAUUAACGAUGAAUAAUCAAUGUAAGUAUUCAACAAUUGAAGAACAACUUAAUGAUGUACUAGCUCACCAUCCUAGGUGGCCUAGUACCCCUGGAAAUUACUUUCAAAUUAAUGAUAUAAUUUAAUUAGCGACCACGAUUCAAUUUCGGCAAGCUGAGGAGAACAACUGUGACAACUAUCUGUUAUGAUGUCAACGCACCGACAUUAUACCAUGUACUUGAUCUGCAUUAGACUUAAUAAGAAUAGUAGAUGUUCCUCUUCCUUCCUGUGCAACUUCAUUCGUUGAACAUUAGUUGCCAAAGCAAUGCUGUGAUAGUGAUCGAUUCCAGCGUGUACCUGAAUUCUACUAACAUAGUACUAUGAUUAAGACUAUAAUAGAUAAUCACACGUACUACAGGUAGUUGCUUGCUGAUAGAAAUUAGCUUGUUGUGGAGAUUUGUCUUGCAUCAGAUGUGCAGAUAAUUAAAGACGAUCAGUCACUAGUAGUGAAUCCUAUUCAACAGAGAAUUAUUUUCUUAUCUUGGUUAAAACUAACAACAACAACAUUUAAGUAUGUUGCGCAGAUCUUUAUUGUCUUAUCAAAUGCAUAAAUGAGUACGUAAAUUGUUGUAUGCGUACAAGAGGGGGGCAACCAAAACCAAUUAGCAUACACAAAAGCGGAGACCGAUAAUUUUCCAUACUAAAAAUUUCAAAAACAAAAU
This is a messenger RNA of Amoebophrya sp. A25, 1863 nucleotides long. The record is from the annotation of a GenBank genome assembly. Lineage: Eukaryota; Dinophyceae; Syndiniales; Amoebophryaceae.